GGGGUAGUAUAUUUGCCGGCUUUGAAUUCCCGAAUCCCGGCCGGACUCCGCCACCACCGCAAUGCCGCGCCGCUCCGCCUCCCGGUACGCCGCCUACUGGGCCGCCGACGCGCUCGCCGGCGACGACGCCCUCGACUUCUCCCUCACCAAGGCGCUGGUGGGCGUCUCGCCGGAUUCCCUCACGGGCGCCCCCGAGGCCGUGCGGGAGCGCGUCGCGCUGCGGUGCCUCCAGGAGGUCGUCUCCCUCGCCUCCGAUGGCGACUACGAGGCCACGCCGACGGCCGGAGGGGUGCUUAGUGUGGACGCCUCCCGCUCCUGCGAGGACUCGCUGCUUCAACUCAUCCGAGAGAUUGGUAGCUCAGGAAGCUUGGAGAAGGUUAUGCUUCUGCCCUUUAGUCAAGAUGUCCAGAAGUUUAUAUGUAUAAAGAGACCUACAUUACCUGAAACUUCUUUUGAACUGCUCAGAGAAGUUUACCCAGAGAUCACACCUGUGGUCCUACCAUCGCCAGUGGAGCAGAAUGGCAAUGAUCAACAUGACAAUGUCAGCCAUGAUCUUGAAAAUACAGAGAAGACUGGGUUCAAUACAGAUGGCGCUCAGCUUCAGCAAGAUGAUCUGGCAAAUUUAGUCAACGAAAGUAACACAGGAAAUCUUCAGAAGGAUGCAAUGGCAACUCCUGAUUUUCACCAACCAUGUACAUCAGAAAAUAGGUGUUUUGAUCAGCCACAAGAAGAUUCAAUUAAUGCAGUUGGUGUCAACAUCAGGUCUCCAAAAGACAGUCCAACUAAUGUAGAUAGACACAUACAAGUUGCAGCUGAGCCUUCUUUAGCUACUUCUGCAGAUUUGCUGGGAAGUAAUACAGGAACAAUUUCUGAGCAGGACAUGAUAGAUGAUACAACCAUGGUUCAAUCGCAAUCUCAAGGGGUCAAAAAUCCUAAUACACUUCAUUAUAAUAAUGGAGAUGAACCACUUGUUGCCAGCAUUCAGUCACCAAAGGAUUCCAUCCAUGAAGGACUGACCAUACAGGCAACUGUUUCUCCAGCUUUUGACAGAAGCAAUGAUGCUUUACCAGCAAGUACAUCUGAAAUAAGCCAGUUGCCUGAGUUUAUUACUGCAAGGGAUACAGUAAUGAAUUCAGAGCCACGUAUCAACAAAUCUCAUCCAAAUUCCCCGAAACAUGACACUGUUGAUAAAGCAAAUCAAGAUGUGGAUUAUGGCAGUGUUGGUAUUCAGAAAGCUGCUGCUUUCCUAUCUGAAGAUCGCAAUGGGGCUACUCAAGGAGAGAAAUCUGAAAUUAAAGAUCCACCAGAAAAUACUGCAGAACAUACAAAAAUGUUUGAACAAGAAAAUAGUGUCGAGGCUCAGUUGGAAGUCGGUUGUUCCGACAAAGUUAAUCAAGAUAUACAGGAUGAUGGCAACAUCAUGACAAAGAAUAUGGUCUGUGAUGGGCUGAAUGUGCAGACUGCUCCGGAACCUCAUAGCUGCAGAAUGGCCUUGCAUAACAAAAAUUUGGUGGCCAACCAUUUGUCCGAGCAGAAUAUUGGAAGGAACACAACUGCUGUUGAGAAAGAUUGCUGCAGUAUUCCAACCUCUCCUCAGGUUGUUAAUGACACAAGAGUGAAGCAACCUUCAAACAAGAGAACCAUGGGGAAUACUGUGGUAGAAACAUCGCAUGUGCAUUCUUCAGAUGAUAGUCUCAGUGGCUUCGCAGCCACCGGUCUUCUGUCAAUGGCUGACAAAAUACCAUUCUGUACUCAGGAUCAAGAUGCCAACGGUCCUGUUGAGGGCUUGUCAGAACAAGAUUUGUGCAUAAAGUGUGGUAAAGAUGGCCAGUUGUUGAAAUGCAGCAGCUGCUUGUUAGCGGCUCAUGAUACAUGUUUUGGUUCAUUAGCGACAUUGGAUGAUUCUGGCCAGUUGUAUUGUCCUGUAUGCUUCUAUACUAAAGCAACUGAAGCAUAUCAAAAGGCAAAGAAAACGUAUUCUGAAGCAAGGAAAAACCUAUCAGCUUUCCUUGGUAGAAAGCAAUUAGCUGAGCAACAUCAGCAAGCUGCAGUGGGGCAAAGAGCUGCCAACAACGAGGAUCAUUUGAAUGGGUGUAACGAUGCAUCUAAAAGGAAAGAUAAUCAUCAAUCUGAAGGAAAUAACCUUUCUCAUAGGGAUGAAGACCCUACCCGGAAGAGGAAGAAGCAGAAGACAAAUGCUACUAGUGAUGCUUGCGCUCAGGAAGUAGUCACUGAAAAGGUACCAGUUGUUCAGAAUUCUGAUGUUGCACCCAUGAAUAAGCAUUCUGUACUCCAGAAUAACAGAAAACAAGCUCAGGUUGCAGAGCACGAGCAGCCAGAGGAAAAUGAAGAAGCUAGUGGAGAAUCUGGUAAUGACAAUUCAUUGCACAAAACAACACAUUCAUCUCAGACCAAAUGCAGUCCUGCUGUAAAUCAGAAUGUUGACGCUGACAAAGAAAAUGGCCUUGCAAGUUCUCAACAGUCAGAAGAUUCUGAUGAAAUUGAAGCUACAUCUUCUAAUGACUCUACCAAGAAAUCAUCGCCUCCUUGGCGCAAGUUGAGACACCGCAAAGCAAUAUAUCAGGAUAAGGAUACAGCAAUGCCAAGUAAUUCUAAGAAAGUACUUGGGAACCGUGAUCAACAUAUGGCUUCACCAUCAAGGAAAAGGAACUAUGCAUGUCCACCCAAGCGUUACUCUAACCCUAUUGUACCGGCUGGAAGGCGCACAAAGCUCUGUUGGACAGAAAAGGAGGAGAUAACGUUGAGGGAAGCAAUGGCAAAAUUUACCCCAAGGGACAAUGGCCCAAUUCCAUGGGUCCAGAUACUGGAGCACGGUAGGGACGUGUUCCACAGGACACGCCUCCCAUCCGACCUGAGGGUCAAAUGGAGGAACAUGAAGAAGAAAUCAGGCUCAUGACAGUCUUAACAACCUACUAGUGCAGGCUGUGCAGCUUUUGUUCUGUGUAUUCUAACCACUUACUCUUAGAGCCCAUUGUGUGUGUCAUCACCAUCUUGUAAGGUUGUAAAUUCUCGUUUUCGAGAAAAAAAAAGUAAGGUUGUAAAUUCUCCUUGAUGUGUAGAACACUUCAAUUUUAUCGUUCUUUCUUGGUAUGUAGAACAGUUCAGUGAACUUAGUUUGAUGUCCCGAGUUCAACACAUCUAUUUUCUGCAGAUGGCUCCCUUCUGUUAAAUGUUAAUGAAGGCGAAUAGGUGCAAUGCAGAAGUGAAGAUGGAAAUUUUUGUGUUCA
This is a messenger RNA of Oryza sativa Japonica Group (Japanese rice), 3248 nucleotides long. RefSeq lists its product as uncharacterized. The record is from RefSeq and is a predicted model, not a curated record. NCBI's taxonomy places the organism in Eukaryota, Viridiplantae, Streptophyta, Magnoliopsida, Poales, Poaceae.